UCAAGCUCAAGAGAUGCGCUUUAUGUUGACACAUGUCGAAGCGACAAAGGCGCAAUCUUACAAUUAGAUCUCUCAAUAAUUCAAGCUCAUCGAAGAAAAGAUCUAACAAAUGGCGUCAUCGCUGGCGAUAACGUAAACAUUACGGUAGCGGGCGGGUACGUUAUCAUCUUCCCUUUUUCCUUAUAAAAUUAGUCUCACUUCAUUUACCAAUUACCAUCCAUCAAGUGGCAAGUGACAACAGUCAACAGGCCACUGAAAUAUCCAGUUAAAUUAAAUCCUGAACUGCAGAAGCCCUAAUUAAGCGAAAUGGGAGUGAAUGUGCCGAGAAUCAAGCUGGGGUCGCAGGGCCUUGAGGUGUCCAAACAAGGCCUCGGCUGCAUGGGCAUGUCAGCCAGCUACGGGCAGCCGAAGCCCGACGCCGAGAUGAUCCAACUCAUCCACCACGCCAUCAACUCCGGCGUCACAUUUCUCGACACCUCUGACGCCUACGGUCCCCAUACCAACGAAAUUCUAAUCGGAAAGGCUUUGAAAGGGGGGAUGAGGGAGAAAGUGCAAAUUGCUUCUAAGUUUGGUUUUGCACGCAAGGAUGGGAAAAGGGAAAUAUGUGGUGACCCGGAAUAUGUGAGGUCUGCAUGCGAGGCGAGCUUGAAGCGUCUUGAUAUUGAGUGUAUUGAUCUGUAUUAUGUUCAUAGGAUUGACACUCGUGUACCCAUUGAAGUCACGAUGGGAGAACUUAAGAAACUGGUUGAAGAAGGGAAAAUAAAAUAUGUCGGUCUCUCAGAGGCUUCUGUUUCAACAAUCAGAAGGGCUCAUGCUGUUCACCCAAUUACUGCGAUCCAGAAUGAAUGGUCACUAUGGUCAAGAGAUUUGGAAGAAGAAUUAGUUCCUGCUUGCAGAGAACUUGGCAUUGGAAUUGUCACAUACAGUCCACUUGGACGUGGCUUUUUGUCAGUCGGUCCCAAGUUGAUACAGAACUUGCCAGAGGGUGACUUCCGUAAGAUCUUUCCAAGGUUCAAAGCUGAGAAUCUUGAAGCCAAUAAGGUCGUAUAUGAAAAGAUCAGUGAAAUGGCUACUAGAAAAGGCUGCACCCCGUCUCAACUGGCAUUGGCUUGGGUUCAUCACCAAGGAGAUGAUGUGUGCCCUAUACCCGGCACCACCAAGAUCAACAACUUCAAUGAGAAUAUUGGAGCUCUCACAGUGAAACUAACUCCGGAAGAGAUGACUGAGCUCUCUUCUUUGGCUGACAUGGUUGGUGGGGAGAGGCACGCGUUCAUGACAAGUACAUGGGUAAAUUCCGACACGCCACCGUUGUCUUCUUGGAAAGUUGAUGCCUGAGAUGCAUUUGCACUAUGGAUGCUAUAUUUUCUAUUCGCUUCAAGCACAGUUACUGAAUCAAGCUUAUGCUUAUGAAUAAAAGGACUCUUCUACGUUACUGCA
Messenger RNA from Salvia miltiorrhiza (redroot sage), 1437 nucleotides. RefSeq names its product auxin-induced protein PCNT115-like. The record is from RefSeq and is a predicted model, not a curated record. NCBI's taxonomy places the organism in Eukaryota, Viridiplantae, Streptophyta, Magnoliopsida, Lamiales, Lamiaceae. Gene Ontology annotation, cellular component: cytoplasm. Bases 307 to 1335 code for a protein of 342 amino acids. The transcript is spliced from 5 exons.